CUUGCACAGUUCCACGUAGUUGAUCCAUAUGAAGUGCAAGGGUGAACGGCGUCAGAUACACGCAUCAAGUCAACGGAGAUAAGCAGUCAAAAAGAACGAAUAGAUUACUUUUCAAUCUCAUAGAUCGAACUUGUUGCUUGGAUGCGAAGAGCUUAGCUUAGCUUUCCUUCUUCAAGGUAUUUCUGGAUUUUGGCUCCGUUACAGUUCUGCUAUACUCAAUCCGGCGAUGCCGCCUCGCGCAAUGAGACGACCGUCCACCGCCACCGCAGCGAAGAAGAAACCACCAGUGAAAAUCUCCAUCGACAUUAAUGAGGAAGCUAAAGAUACUGAUAGCAUUGAAUACAAGAGCAUUAGUAAGCAAGAACGCCGAGAAGCCUCUCCACCUCCAAAAGCAUCACCCGAAAAAGAAAAGGAAUUUGUGUCGUUGAGUUAUCACGAGGUCGAUCGAUCGGAAAGACUGGAGCUUGAAGAUAACGACCCCCAGUCUGACGCGGACGACGAGGGCGGGCCGAAUAUAGAGAUGGAAGAGCAUAGAGGGGCGAUGGAAGAUGAGGAAGAAGAGCAUGAAGAGGAAAGGAUUGAUGAGGAAGACGUGAUGGAAGAAAUCAUGGAAGGUGAGGGGGAGGAAGAGGAGGUGGAAGAAGAUAUGCAUGGUGAGGAAGUUGAUGUAGAGGAAGAGGAGCAUCAUGAUGUGGUGAAGGAGCGACGCAAAAGAAAAGAAUUUGAGGUCUUUGUGGGAGGAUUGGAUCGAGAUGCAACCGAGGAGGAUCUCAGAAAGGUUUUUAGCCAGGUUGGUGAGGUCACUGAAGUGAGACUUAUGAAGAACCCGGUAACUCAGAAGAACAAGGGUUUUGCUUUCCUACGCUUUGCAACUGUUGAGCAGGCUAGGCGAGCCGUUAAUGAGCUUAAACAUCCAAUGGUUAAUGGCAAGCAGUGUGGUGUGUCUCCUAGUCAGGAUAGUGACACCCUGUUUGUUGGCAACAUAUGUAAGACGUGGACAAAGGAAGCUCUGAAGGAAAAGCUUGCACAUUAUGGUGUUGACAACUAUGAGGAUUUAACAUUGGUUGAGGACACUAAAAAUGAGGGUAUGAAUCGGGGAUUCGCCUUUCUGGAUUUCUCUUCCAGGGGAGAUGCAUUGGAUGCAUGCAAGCGUUUGCAGAAGAGGGAUGUUGUUUUCGGUACAGAUAGGACAGCAAAGGUUGCUUUUGCAGACACUUUUAUUGAACCAGAUGAUGAGAUCAUGUCACAGGUUAGGACAAUAUUCCUUGAUGGUCUGCCUUCCACCUGGGAUGAGGACCGUGUCAAGGAACAUCUCAAAAAGUUUGGGAAGAUUGAAAAGGUUGAACUUGCGCGGAAUAUGCCUGCAGCUAAAAGAACAGAUUUUGGUUUUAUAACAUUUGACACGCAUGAUGUGGCAGUUGCUUGUGUUGAAGGUCUUAACAACACAGAGCUUGGGGAUGGUGAUAAAAAGGUUAAGGUUAGGGCAAGGCUUUCAAGGCCACGCCAAAGAGGUAAGUCAACAAGACAUGCUCGAGGAGGCUAUUUAGUUGGGCGUGGUAGUGGUAGGGGUGGAAAGGCUCCUUGGGGCUCUGGUAUAUCCCGCAUGGACUCUUGGAGGUUUUCAAGCCGCAGUGGACGAACCAUUCCAAGCCGUAGCACAUACAGUGGUAGUUUUAAGAGGCCCUUUGACUAUAGGGAUAGACAUCCAGUUAUGGAUGUAGUCCCUGAUAGAGUUGGGAGUAGAAGAUUACCUUCUCCAGAAAGGUCCUUUGAUAGGAGAUCCCCAAUUCCAACCUACAGAAAGAGCAGCUCAAGAAGGGACUACAUCAGACAAGAUGAACCUUUCCCUAGAUCAUCUGAUUUUACUAGAACACCUCCUGAGAGGCGUUCUUCCUAUAGAGAUGCUUAUCCAUCUCGUGGAUCAGGAUACUUUGAUAGUCCUCCUCAGAGCACUUMCCGUGGUGGUGACCGUAGACCACCUCCUCCUUAUGCUGAAGAGAGUUAUGGAAGGCAAAUGGAACGACCCUCAAGCUACCGUGACAACCAUAGCCGUGAAUAUGGUUCUCUUUCUGGUUCAAAACGCCCUCAUUCUGCAGUGGAUGAUCUUCACCCUCGUUUUGCUGAAUCUACACUUAGGCAGUCAAGAGCCCGAUUUGACUAUGGAGGGAGCAGUGCUUCUUUGCCAUACGAUGAUGGUGCUUAUGGAAAUGAGCCUACAAGGCUGGGGCAUAGUUCUCAUAUAGGAUAUGAUAGAGGUAGUCGGAGUUCUGCAGGAAAUUCUCAUGGAUUGUACGAGUCACGCUCAUCAAGUAUGGGGUAUAGCAGAGAGGAGGUGAGCAGAGGUGAUGCAGGAGGAAUGUACUCCAGCUAUAGCAGGAAUUACAUGUCUAGAGAUUACAUGCCUUCUGGAGCUGAUGUCAGUGCAGGUUCAUAUUCAUCUCUCUACCAUAGUCGUCGUAUGAAUGAUGGAUAUUUAAAUGGGAGAGAUUCAGGAUCAUAUUAUUAAAGGUAAAUUGGCAAGUGGUUACUCCAAAGUUUCAUCCCUAGAUGUGCUUCACAUAUUACAUCUGAGACUUAGAUUAUAGAACAACACCUCCUGGGACUGAUUAGUUGGGAGCUUAUUCAGGGAUAUUGGUUGUACUUUCAACAACAUUGUCUUCAUGAAUGGAUGGAAUUUCAAAGCAUUGAUGAGACAUUGCAGAGCUUGGAUUAUUGAAGACCCUUCAAAACUGAUUGGCUUAUUCACUGCAUCAUGUGUAUUCUUGAAAUUGACUGCUUCUGAGAUUGGUAAUUUAAGAUGGUUAGCUCCAAGGAUGAGACAGACAUUGUAAGGUUAACUUAGGGGAACUGAGAAGAUUGACUUGGUCACUUAAUUAAAUGGUGCUUGAAAUGAGAAGGCUCUUAAGUUAGUACUAUGUGAAACUUGAUGCCAUUUAUAGAUUUGUUUGGCCUUAUCUCAACAGAUGGAUAAACUGAACUCUUAUAAGGUAUUUCAGGUUUUGUAUCUUUGAGGUUACGAGCUGCUUCAUGGGUCUCCAGUAGUUUGCUUCUUGGGUUCUUUUUAAUGCAGGCCUGCUGUAUGCUCUCAA
Nelumbo nucifera (sacred lotus) is the source of this 3089-nucleotide messenger RNA. RefSeq lists its product as uncharacterized. NCBI's taxonomy places the organism in Eukaryota, Viridiplantae, Streptophyta, Magnoliopsida, Proteales, Nelumbonaceae. The record is from RefSeq and is a predicted model, not a curated record. Gene Ontology annotation, molecular function: RNA binding.